AUGCCGGCCACACGCGUCACAAUCGCUUCAAACGCAAAGCAGUCUCAAAAGGCUCCGCUACUCAUUCCUGCAUCUGCUACCACUGACCCAGCCGCUGCGAGUUCGAUCCGAGAGUUUGUGUUCAAGGCCGCCCAGUCCAAACUUCGCUUGAAGAAGCCCACGAGAAUCUAUGUUUCACCAACAGGACAAGAGCUGCUUACCGAAGAAGACUGGAAGAACAACAUCAAAGAUGACGUGAUACUGUUGAUCUCUGCUGGAGAAGAAUAUGUGGGUGCAAAGAAGGGUUCAAGCUCACAUGUAGACGCAAACCCCGAUUGUCCCGUCGAGGUUCUGGCAUCCAAGGCACCCGUCGAGUCGCUCUCUGUUACUCAGCUCACCACUACCGCCCACACGCUUCCAGGCAUCGUGUACGCCGUAGGCCAGCCGGAUUUGCAUCCAGGAACCAAAUUUCCGAUUGGAGCCGUCUUCGCGUCACGGAAAUGGAUCCAUCCGCCUUUGAUCGGGUCAGACAUUGGCUGUGGAAUGGCCUGGUAUAAGACUACUUUACCACGAAGCCAGGUCGACGGCGACAAAGGUAGGAAAGUGGCCGAGAAACUGCGCGGCUUAGAGGGAGCAUGGCGAACGCAGGCGCAACGAGAAGUCUGGUUGAGAAAUCACGACGGUAGCUGCUCGGCAGGCGAACAAUGGGACAGCGCACUCGGGACGAUUGGUGCGGGUAACCACUUCGCGGAGAUCCAGGUGGUGGAAAAGUCGUCUCUCGUCGAGGACAACGAACUAGGGCUGCGUCAAGACGACGUGAUACUCCUAGUUCAUUCCGGAUCUCGAGGUUAUGGCGGCAGCAUCCUGAGGAAGUACACGACCGAUUCGCAUACCAGUUUUGAAGAAGGUAGCCCCGAGGCGACCGAGUACAUGAAGGAGCACGACAAAGCCUGUCAGUGGGCUCAAGCAAAUCGGGACCUUAUUGCGCUGCGCUUUCUAGCCUGUCUGGAGCCUGGCAACGAGAAUUGGCAGCUAGGUAGCUCCACGGCCGAAGACACUGACGAUGUUGAUGUUGCGACGGUUGAGCAGACCAAGAAGACACUGGGUAAGCGCAAAGUGGUCGAUAUCUGGCACAAUAACGUCGAGCGUGUCGAUUGGCCGCCUGCGUCGCCGUCAUCUACCAAGGAAGAGGAAGACUCAUUAUCCACGUUAGCAGACGCAACAACCAAGUUGACAUUCAACGAUGACACGCUUCAGCAGGAGUAUGUCUAUAUCCACCGAAAGGGCGCCGCGCCAACCUACAAUCCCAAUACCCAACUACCACUGCAUCUCCUACCUCUUCCAGGCUCCCGUGGCACUCCGACAUUGAUUCUCAAACCAACCUUCUCGGCAUCCACGUCCUGGGGUCUCCUCAACGCACUCUCGCUUGCCCACGGCGCUGGACGAGCCAUGUCUCGCGCAAAGGCCCUGUCCUCAUUGUCUCAAAAGUACAAGGGCCAAAAUAUUCUGGAGCCACGAGCAGCGGAUGUCGAGGGUACUUGGGUCAUCUGCGACGAAAAAGAUCUUGUCUUCGAAGAAGCCCCGGAUGCGUACAAGGAUGUCGAAGCUGUUGGCCAAGACUUGGUGGAUGCUGGUGUCGCCAGCAUUGUUGGGUGGUGUAGAGCGCGAGUGAGCUACAAAGUGAGGAACGAGGCACGCUAA
Cucurbitaria berberidis CBS 394.84 is the source of this 1680-nucleotide messenger RNA. Its product is annotated as release factor H-coupled R. The record is from RefSeq and is a predicted model, not a curated record. Gene Ontology annotation, biological process: RNA processing. The transcript has 2 exons. Gene Ontology annotation, molecular function: RNA ligase (ATP) activity. Bases 1 to 1680 code for a protein of 559 amino acids. Lineage: Eukaryota; Fungi; Ascomycota; Dothideomycetes; Pleosporales; Cucurbitariaceae.